GCGUCAUACGUUAACACUGAGACGUUUUUUAAAGUGAAGUUACAGCUCUGCCACUGGUCUCAUACUCUGAAGAGUCAAGCUGUACGAUUUACUUGUGAUUGGGUUUACCCGAGGGUCGUUUUUCUCUCUCGGUUUUCUCCAGAGAGAUUGGUUGGCUCCUGUAUAAAUAUUUGGUGCGAAGCUACGACCGCAUCAGUGCAGCUUGAAACUUCAGCGGAGUUUAAUAGCACCCAGGGAUCAAAGAAGCUCAUGGCGUUAUCGGUAUACCCGUGUUGGAUGCUGGUGCUAGGCGCCUGCCUUGUGCUGCCGAUCAGUGCCGAAUGCGACAAGGACUGCGCGUACUGCAUAUACCACAUGCAGGGUCGUCAAACAGAGAUAGACACUAUUACAUGCACAUUAGAAUGUGAAGGAAAGCUGGUCCCUAAAAAGUCUUGGGAUCUCUGCAAAGACAUAUUGCAAAGGGAAAAGCCCAACAGUUCAACAGAGGAAGGCCAAGUUGCCACUGAGAGCGUGAAUCAGGAAAAUGAUGACCAUCAACUGGCAAAGAAGUAUGGAGGCUUCAUGAAACGUUACGGGGGUUUCAUGAAGAAAACCGCUGAACUGUAUGGCAUCGAACCAGAUGACGAAGACCACGGCAGAGAAAUUCUCAUGAAGAGAUAUGGUGGAUUCAUGAAGAAAGACGGGGAGCACGGAGUGGACACACUUACCCUUUUAAAUGAGAUCUUGAACGCGGAGGAUGCUAAGGCAGGCCGGGGAGAUCGGGAGGGAGAGAUCCUGAAAAGGUACGGGGGGUUUAUGCGAAGCGUUAGAAGAAGCUCGAGCCUGGAAGAUGGGAUCAAAGAGCUGCAGAAAAGGUAUGGUGGAUUCAUGAGAAGAGUGGGCCGGCCUGAGUGGAAGGAAGAUCAAAAAAGGUAUGGUGGGUUUCUACGGAGAUCCUGGGAGGAAGACGGUGAAAACAACUCCGAGAUCAUGCCAGAUGUGGAGAAGCGAUACGGGGGAUUUAUGGAUUAUUAGUUUCCAAAUGAAAAGACUCUUGUGAAUCAUCUUUUCAUGUUCUACUGUCUUUGCUUGCAAUGUACAGUUUUGUUUGUGUUUUUUUUUACUGUCUGAUCUAAAGAUGACCUGUACGUAUAAUUCUUCCUCUGCCAUUUGAUCUCCUCAUCUGUUUCAGUAAGUAUGUGGAGGUCUGUGUUAUUUCAGCAAGUGUCAUUUGGAUGUUCUCCACUCUGUACCAUGCAACUAUGAACCCUCGCUCUUGUCAGAGUCCGCAAAAUUGAAGAAAAUGUUUUUUCUUUCCCUGUCUCACUCUCUCACUCUCUCCGUUUCUCUCCGUCCCUUGCUCUUGUGCUCACUUCUUUAGUUUUAUUAAGAGUUUAUUUGAAUAAACCCAUUAUCAAAAUGGAGAAAACAUAUAGAGAACAGUCUCUGAAUAUAGACUAUUUCAUUGAAGACCAUUUGUUACUGUGGGAAAAGUUGACUUCAUCAUGCUUGCAAAUACACAUUCAAGUAAAUGAUUCUAUUCUUUUUACAACAAAAACAUGACAUGGUGCAAUUUGUCCUCCAUGAGCAGUUUGCUGGCCAGGAAAGGGUUUGAAAUAAGUUGCUUUUUUCUGAUUUGUGUAUGUUGUCAUUGAGGCUUUUACUCUAUUUUUCAAAUGUUCUAUAUUUUUUCAUUUGAAUCAAAGCUGUUUCUCUUAUUGCCUAGCUGUAUAUAUUACAAUAAAUUCA
Molecule: messenger RNA, 1728 nt
Organism: Megalops cyprinoides (Indo-Pacific tarpon)
Lineage: Eukaryota; Metazoa; Chordata; Actinopteri; Elopiformes; Megalopidae
Gene: penkb
Product: proenkephalin b
Exons: 3
Coding region: 250-1014 (254 amino acids)
Biological process (GO): chemical synaptic transmission; sensory perception; neuropeptide signaling pathway
Cellular component (GO): neuronal cell body; dendrite; plasma membrane
Molecular function (GO): opioid receptor binding
Source: RefSeq, a predicted model, not a curated record